Sinocyclocheilus grahami is the source of this 2424-nucleotide messenger RNA. RefSeq names its product gamma-aminobutyric acid receptor subunit gamma-1-like. Gene Ontology annotation, molecular function: GABA-A receptor activity; extracellular ligand-gated monoatomic ion channel activity. Gene Ontology annotation, cellular component: membrane. The record is from RefSeq and is a predicted model, not a curated record. Gene Ontology annotation, biological process: monoatomic ion transmembrane transport; gamma-aminobutyric acid signaling pathway; chloride transport. Bases 604 to 1974 code for a protein of 456 amino acids. The transcript has 9 exons. NCBI's taxonomy places the organism in Eukaryota, Metazoa, Chordata, Actinopteri, Cypriniformes, Cyprinidae.
GUCUUUAAGAUCAGUCAGCCAAACUGUUUUAUAGAUGGCGAAACACCAAUCAAUUUUGGUUAAACACUAACAGGAAAUUACACACCAUCAAAAACAUUUCAUAAGUUAAUUUCUACCCUCUUUAUGCAUUUUAUGGUUAAGUUUGGUAACAGUAGGCUACUUUGCACAUUUUGGUGCAGCGCCAUUGAAAAUGUCGCAUUUGUCACUUUAUUAACCCCGAAAACAGCAAAACUAAGUAAAGGUUUCAUCAAUCACAGCUUGAUGUAAAUUCUCUGAGGUAUAGCAGUCAGCUCUUUUCCUACAGGCAGUUUCUAAUAGCUCCCGGAACAUCGAGAGCGUCUCACUCAGCAGAACGCUGGAUGAACGCAGCGGUGCCGCAAUCAGCGAAAUCCCGCAUUCACCAUUCACACCCACCCGCCUCUGCUGCCGGACAUAUAGACCAUAGGCUCAAGCUAUAUGCAUUUGUCUAGACAACAACUGACAGCAUACGCUGACGCCUUCGACUACCGUGUUAAGAAUCGCUUAAAUCUCUCAAAGGUUUGAUCGUCUUUAAGCUCUAAUUCAUUUCGGAGAUCGUUUGGUUACAAGCCGAGCGUUCGCGCGAUGGUUCUGCUGCAUCGCCGCCGGAGAAAAGAGACGCUGGUCUGGCUGUUGCCCGGUCUGCUUGGAGUUUGCAUGGCAUUUGGCCUGAGCAAAGCAGAGGAGGAAGAUUACGAGGAUGCCCCCAUAAAUAAAACUUGGGUUUUAUCACCAAAAGUCUAUGAGAGCGACGUCACCCUUAUCCUAAACAAAUUACUGCAAGGUUAUGACAACAAACUGAGACCAGAUAUCGGAGUGAGACCAACUGUGAUUGAGACGGCGGUGUACGUGAACAGCAUUGGCCCAGUAGAUCCCAUCAAUAUGGAGUACACCAUAGACAUCUUCUUUGCUCAGACGUGGUACGACAGCAGACUCAAAUUUAACAGCUCAAUGAAACUCCUCAUGCUCAACAGUAACAUGGUCGGAAAAAUCUGGAUCCCAGACACCUUUUUCCGCAACUCACGUAAAUCUGACGCCCACUGGAUCACGACACCCAAUCGCCUUCUGCGGCUUUGGAGCAAUGGAAGAGUGAUGUAUACUCUAAGGUUGACUAUUAAUGCGGAAUGCUACCUUAAGCUGCAUAACUUUCCCAUGGAUGAACAUUCGUGCCCUCUGGAGUUUUCAAGCUAUGGGUAUCCAAAGAAUGAGAUCCAGUAUAGAUGGCAACGUCGUUCGGUUGAGGUUGCAGACCAGCGGUACUGGAGGCUUUACCAAUUUGCUUUUGUGGGUCUACGGAACACUUCUGAUGUGGCACACACUCAGUCUGGGGAAUAUGUAGUUAUGACCAUUUUCUUUGACCUAAGCCGGAGAAUGGGCUACUUCACCAUCCAGACCUAUAUCCCCUGCAGUAUGAUAGUGGUUUUGUCCUGGGUCUCUUUCUGGAUUAACAAGGAUGCUGUGCCUGCCAGAACAUCUUUAGGUAUCACAACUGUGCUCACCAUGACAACCCUAAGCACCAUAUCAAGGAAGUCCUUGCCGAAGGUGUCGUACGUGACAGCCAUGGAUCUGUUUGUGUCUGUCUGCUUCAUCUUUACCUUUGCUGCUCUUAUGGAAUACGGGACCCUGCAUUAUUUCACAAGCAAUCGACAGAACAAGAAGACCAAAUCAAGCCAUGCACAGAAACCCAGCAUGGUUAACAUCAGACCAGGGACAUCUCUGCUGCAGAUGAACAAUAUUGCUCCCUACCACGAGGACGACGAUUAUGCGUAUGAAUGUCUGGACGGCAAAGACUGUACCAGUUUCUUCUGCUGCUUUGAUGAUUGUCGCUCCGGAGCUUGGCGUGAAAACAGAAUGCAUGUCCAUGUCUCCAAAAUCGACUCCUACUCCCGAAUAUUCUUCCCAACUGCCUUUGGCCUCUUUAACCUUGUCUACUGGAUUGGAUAUCUGUAUCUUUAAAGAUACUGGGCAAGUUGGAGAGGGACUCUAGUAAUAUUUGCAAAUCUUCUGUAAAUUCUCAUCUGCUAAAUCUGGCAGCAUAAAUCUUUGAGAGAAGUGGAGGCGUGAGGCUUGAUUUGGAUGUAUUAUUACUUGAUGUAUCUUUAAUUGUACCUGGUAAUUAUUUAUUGAAGGAUUUGAAUCUUAGAAGGACGAUAAAUGUGAUUCUGCGCUGAUGCCAACUGAAUAUUACCAGCAAUCUCGGUUCUUGAGAAGGAAAUGCUAAAAGUUUGGGUUUUCAUCAGUUAUGUGGGCCAUAUCAAACCUUGCCUAGUUUAAAAUGAUCUCUUAAAAGCACCUAAAACAUUUUUUUACUGCGAUAUUAGCAUCAUGUUAACAUCACUAUUGCAACGAUGACAGACCUUCAGGUUAUUAUCUCUCUGGCUGAAGCUAAAUAUUAUUAUUUGCAAU